Emericellopsis cladophorae is the source of this 1275-nucleotide messenger RNA. RefSeq lists its product as uncharacterized. Bases 1 to 1275 code for a protein of 424 amino acids. The transcript has a single exon. The record is from RefSeq and is a predicted model, not a curated record. NCBI's taxonomy places the organism in Eukaryota, Fungi, Ascomycota, Sordariomycetes, Hypocreales, Bionectriaceae. Gene Ontology annotation, biological process: carbohydrate metabolic process; GDP-mannose biosynthetic process. Gene Ontology annotation, molecular function: mannose-6-phosphate isomerase activity; zinc ion binding. Gene Ontology annotation, cellular component: cytosol.
AUGACGACGCCCCUCAGACCAUUCUACCAGCUCAAGUGCGGCUGCAACUCGUACCCAUGGGGCAAGCAGGGCAAGUCCUCGCUGUCGGGCCACCUCUGCGCCCAGACACCCGGCUACGCGCCCGACGACAAUGCGCCCAAGACGCCCUUCCAGGCCAAGGAGGACGAGGCGUACGCGGAGAUGUGGAUGGGCACCUAUCCGACCCUGCCGUCGUACGUGGCCGACACGGACGAGAAGCUGCAGGCGGUGCUGGACCGCCACCCCAACGAGCUGCUCGGCAAGGCGGUCGUGGACAAGUUUGGCCACACCCAGCUGCCCUUUCUGCCCAAGAUCCUCAGCAUCUCCAAGGCGCUGCCGCUGCAGAUCCACCCGAACAAGGAGUUCUCGACCAAGAUGCACAACGAGAACCCGGACGCCUUUGGCGACCCGAACCACAAGCCCGAGAUCGCCCUGGCGCUGACCGAGUUUGAGGCGUUUGUCGGUUUCAAGCCCCUGGACGCCGUGGCGUCCCUGCUCGAUCUUCCGGAGCUGGCGCACCUGCGCACCUCGGGCAACGCGUCCCGCUCCGCCUUCACCAACGAGGACCUCCGCGCCGUCGUGCGCGACAUCCUCAACGCCUCCCCCGAGACGUGCCGCGACACGUACAAGGUCAUCACCAGCAUGCCGUCGGGCGCCUGUGCGGGUCCCCACAACGGGCACGUCCAGAAGCUCGCGCCGCGCCUGGCGGACCAGUACUCGUCCGCCGACCCCGGUCUGCUCGUCGCCCUGCUGACCAUGAACUACCUCGUCCUCCAGCCCGGCGAGGCCGUCUACAUCCCCGCCGACGGCAUCCACGCGUACCUGUCGGGGGACAUUGUCGAGUGCAUGGCGCGCAGCGACAAUGUGCUCAACACGGGCUUCUGCCCGCGCGCGGAGCGGGACAAUAUCGAGCAGUUCUGCUCCUUGCUCACAUUCACCCCGCAUGACAAGAUGCAGUGCAUGCUGCCGGCCACAAGGUACUGGCGCAGCGAGAAGGGACGGACGCGGGCGUACGCGCCCCCGCUGAGCGAGUUCAACGUGCUGGCCACGACGCUGGGCAAGGACGAGGACGAGGUGCUGGGCAAGGGCGGCGCCGGCAUCGUCAUCGCGACGAGGGGCAGUGGGCGGGUGCACGUGGAUGACCGGGAUGGCUUUGAUCUCAAGGAGGGUCACGUCUACUUUGUGGGCCAGGGCGUGAAGCUGAGCAUCAAGGCGGGCGGUGAUGGGCUCACGAUGCACACGGCGUAUGUAGAGUAG